AGAGAGAGAGAGAGAGAAAACAGAAAGCUCCAAUUGAAUUGAGCUUACAUGGCAGAACCUUCUCAUUUUCAGAUCUCUGUAUGAAAACGAAAACUCCCUCUCUCACUCUUACAAACCCCACAUUCAAUUCUCUCUCCAACUCCCACCUGUUUUUUCUUCUUCUUGCAGAAUUCACUCUUACAUGCAACUUUAUUACAAACACAGUGAUCAAACAUUCAAACUUUCAUGGAAUAAUAACACGUUCAGGUGAAAAAAAAUGGAAGAAUCACGGAGCACUUUCUUCUUCUCCGCCGCCGCCGUUAUCUUCUUCCUCCUCGUCUCAUCUCCUCCAUUCUCAACUGCACAGCUAGCUCCAACAGAAAACAGAAUUCUCUUCCUCGUUCAGCAGUUUCUCGAAUACCCACCAUCUCUUCAAUCAUGGAACAACUGGACAAACUUCUGCUCCACUCCCCCAAACCCUUCUCUUACAAUCAUCUGCUCCGACAACCACAUCACCGAGUUAUCCAUUGUCGGAAACAAAACCUCCCCUUCUCACAUCAACCCCAAACCCUCUCCUUCAAACUUCGCAGUCUCCGAUCAAACCCUCUCCGAAAGAUUCUCGAUGGAUUCUUUCUUCACCGUGCUGACCAAACUCUCGAAUCUUCAGAAGCUCUCGUUGGUUUCUGUCGGAUUGUGGGGGCAGUUGCCGCCGAAGGUUAACCGGUUCCGAUCGCUGCAGGUGUUGAACUUGAGCUCGAAUUUCAUCUAUGGUGAAAUCCCACAUUCUGUUUCGACUUACCAGAGUUUGAAAAGCUUGAUCUUGAGCGAUAAUCUGUUCAACGGGAGCGUUCCGGAUCUAAGCGAGUUGUCGUUUCUCGAAGAAGUCGAUUUGAGUAGCAAUUAUUUGGGCCCGGAGUUUCCGUCUCUAGGCGGCAACAGUAAUCUCGCCCGUAUCUCGCUUGCGAACAACUCUUUCCGAUCCGAAAUCCCGCUGGAUUUGAAGAAGUUGUCGAAUGCACUCCAAGUGUUCGAUGUUUCGUCUAACAGGCUAGUCGGCCCGGUUCCUUCGUUCUUGUUCUCGAUGCCGUUUAUCCGAUACGUUAGCCUCGCGAAGAAUCAGUUCAGUGGGGGUUUCGCGCCGAACGUUUCGUGCGGUGGCGAUCUCGCGUUUGUGGACGUUUCGAGUAAUCUUUUGAUCGGGAAGUUGCCUGCUUGCCUUUCGCCGAACGUGGGGAACAAGACGGUUAUUAUCAUGUGGAAUUGUCUGUCGAAUACAACCUCGAAGUAUCAGAGACCAACUUCUUUCUGUCAGAAAGACGCGUUAGCAGUUAAGCCACCCGCAAGAAGAAACCAGAACGACGGAUCGACUCUGAAACUCGGAAUCGUACUUGCGAUUAUAGGCGGUGUUGUGGUUGUUUUAGGCCUAUUGGGAUUCUUGAUUCUUGUUAUUUUCAGAAGGGUGCAAAAGAGAAGAGGCAGUGAGUACAAAUGCGACAGCUUUGUGUUCGAGAAAAACGCGAAUCCGAUUCGAGGAUCUCCACUUGGAAGGCAUGUGCCUCAGCCGAUGAGGAUGACCUCGAUCGGACUGCCACCGUAUCACGUGUUCACACUCGAGGAAAUGGAAGAAGCAACGGAUAACUUCGACGCGUCUAAUUUAGUCGGAGAAGGAUCGCAGGGUCAGCACUACAAAGGAUGGCUAAGAGAUGGAACAGUGGUCCUAGUAAAAUGCCUAAAGCUAAAGCAGAAGCACUCGCCGCAAGCUCUGCAGCAGCACAUGGAAGUCGUUUCGAAGCUGAGGCACCGCCACCUAGUCAGCGUAAUCGGCCACUGCAUCGUCACCUACCAAGACCAUCCAAACACCGCCAGCACCGUCUUCAUCGUCCUCGAAAACAUUUCCAACGGCUCACUUAAAGACCACCUCAUCGAUUGGAGAAAGAGGGAAGUACUGAAAUGGCCACAGAGAAUGGCAAUAACGAUGGGAAUAGCAAGGGGCAUUCAGUACUUACACACGGGUGGUGUUACCGGGAAUGACCUCAAAAUCGAGAACAUUCUUUUGGACGACAGCCUCUCUGCUAAAAUUAACAGUUACAACAUUAACUUGCCGUCUAAGGUUGGUGCAGAAAGCCCACUUAACGGACAAGAUCCCUCAAAUCAGACAAGCAUCGAAAAUCCGGAAAAAGAAGAUAUUUACAGGCUGGGAGUUAUUCUGAUUGAGGUUAUGAUUGGUAGACCUGUAAACUCUCAGAGUGAAUUAGAUGACCUCAAGUUUCAGUUUGAGAGGAGCUUAGCGGAAUCGCCGUCGAAACUACGAGACUUGAUAGAUCCGUCCAUGCGAGGGACAUUUGCUUACGAGUCGUUGAAGACGGUGGUGCAGAUAACGAUAAACUGCUUGUCGAAGGCGGCGGCGGGGCGGCCGACGGUGGAGGAUGUGCUGUGGCAUAUGCAGUACUCUGUUCAAGUACAAGAAGGGUGGACUAGCAGUGGGAAUCUAAGUGGGAAUCUUAGUGGAAACCUUAGUAACAAGUUGUAGUGAUGCCAUAUAUACAUGUAUAUGUUCAUAUGUAUAUGGUGUGAGUUGAAGUAUAUUACAGGGGGAACAUGUGUUAUUUGAAAUACCUAGUCCAAACAAAUCGGUUUACUAAUGAUUUAUUUUUUAUUUUUUUUUUA
Molecule: messenger RNA, 2646 nt
Organism: Erythranthe guttata (spotted monkey flower)
Lineage: Eukaryota; Viridiplantae; Streptophyta; Magnoliopsida; Lamiales; Phrymaceae
Product: Leucine-rich repeat protein kinase family protein
Biological process (GO): protein phosphorylation
Molecular function (GO): protein binding; protein kinase activity; ATP binding
Source: RefSeq, a predicted model, not a curated record